GUUCUUUGGGCUUCAAGAUACAAGGCAUCCAAAGAGUUUUGCGUCGACUUUGAACUUCCAAAGUUCCUGAUUCUUUACCGACACACAAUCUGCAAAGAUCGACAGUAUAUUUGAGCCUGAAGAUUCGGCCCGAGGGGCUCACAACGCUGCAGUGUCUCCCUACUGGACGCAGCUUUCCACGAGUCACGGUUGGCGUGUCCUCACCGUCGGGACGUCCGGAUGUCCUCACUUCAUGAUGAAUGCUGAAAGCUGAGGUCUUGUUCCUCAACCGAGACGACAGAAGGCCAGUAAGCAUUCUAUCACGACAAUUUGAUUGACAGGACGUUGCCGCGAGGUUGAACCUCGGACGCUAUUGACGUAACGCCAAGUUUCUAGCCUUCCCCAUCAGCCAGUGGAGCUUGUUGUAGGGCUGAAGAAGUUCCUCGUCACUGGCAGACGCACAGAGGACGCAAUGACUCUUUUUUGGAGUUGAUGGCCUGCACAAAAAAUCCAUUUGUUACCAUUCGUUACCUUUCUCAUACAUAUAUAUGUACACAGUCAGCUCUGCUGCACCCAAUACGACGGCACCUGGUGGGAAGAUCACUCACUGAUUGCUGACAUGAUGCAAGAUCGGAAAGCAGGGCAUCGGCUAUUAAGCACACACCCCGCCCCUAUAUUGUUGUUGUAUCAAAGAACCCGUCUUGGCAGUCAUCCAGAUGCAGCUGAAUAUCUCGGGCUUCAAGGCACGAAAGAUUUAUGAUUGACGUUACAUGACGAAAUUGCUGUUCUCCUAAAGACAGACAUCUGUAAUCGUCAAGCUGGUGCAAGACGGUUCAAGGUUGGGAACUUUUCGCUCGGUCUAAUUAUUGACGUGGAGUUGUAGAUCUGCGGGAAUCUGGAUCUAAGAACCGUCCCCCCUGGAGCGAUCGAUUUUAGCUUCAACUACGGAUGUUUGCAUGGGUCCGGUGGACUCGAUGGCAAAGCGCCUACUCAUGUCCUGGACAAAAUAGCAGGUACUCUUGGUAUCUUUUCAAGUGCGAUUCGGACUACUCUCCCGAAUUGACCUACUUUGCUGUGCCAGUUAUUUUGUCCACGACGUACUACUCUACAAUCCCGAUCAAGGAACCUUGCGUCAAAAAAACAUGCCCAAGCCUAUAGUCAGCUCUAGCUUGGCUCUACAUGACAAAGCCACCCGUUGAGCGAGCAAGCCGCAUCGUGCUAUCAACUGGUAUUGUUGAUAUAUGACCGGGGGAGAUCCCACCUUCCAGACACUAAUUCUCAUCACCCCUCACACAAAACGCAAUCUCUCCAUACAAUCAACCAACCUUCAGGAUGCCUACUGAUGCUCAGAUCGCCGGCGGCCACAAGGCCAACUUGAACAACCCCAACACCUCCAAGGAGUCCAAGGAUAACUCCCAAAAAAUUCUCAACAACGAGUUCAACGGUGGUGACGUCCCCAAGGCCAGCGACACCAAGGACAAGAACCCAGGCAACGUUGCCGGUGGUCUCAAGGCGACCAUGAAGAACCCUAAUGUCUCUGACGAGGCUAAGAAGUCUGCCGAGGAGCGCCUCAACAAUAUGUAAACUGCUACACGUGGGGAAGCGGGAAAUUAGUGUGUCUGAAAUCUUGUAAAAUAUAAUCCAACCUCGAGUCUCCUCCAUAUUUCAUUUGUAGCUACCGUAGCAUCCAAGCAAAACUAGCACAACAGUGAUCAAAUAUACCUGUCUUCAGGUAUUAUAUAGACCUGGAAAAAUAGCUCAUGUGACAUAUACCUUUACAGUGG
This is a messenger RNA of Podospora pseudocomata, 1763 nucleotides long. RefSeq lists its product as uncharacterized. Gene Ontology annotation, cellular component: cytoplasm. The record is from RefSeq and is a predicted model, not a curated record. The transcript is spliced from 5 exons. Bases 1312 to 1563 code for a protein of 83 amino acids. NCBI's taxonomy places the organism in Eukaryota, Fungi, Ascomycota, Sordariomycetes, Sordariales, Podosporaceae.